This is a messenger RNA of Morone saxatilis (striped sea-bass), 1693 nucleotides long. RefSeq names its product SWIM-type zinc finger 7 associated protein 1 (gene swsap1). Lineage: Eukaryota; Metazoa; Chordata; Actinopteri; Moronidae. Gene Ontology annotation, cellular component: Shu complex. Bases 259 to 1098 code for a protein of 279 amino acids. Gene Ontology annotation, molecular function: single-stranded DNA binding. Gene Ontology annotation, biological process: double-strand break repair via homologous recombination. The transcript is spliced from 2 exons. The record is from RefSeq and is a predicted model, not a curated record.
UACACCGCGGGGUUGGGAACUUCACUGAAACAGGGCCGUGUACGUCCAUGUACAUAUCUGUUAAAAUACUGAGAGAAAUAUACUCUGCGUACACCGAGAACCGCAGCGGAACGAUGCAGUCCGCAAAGUGUUUUUACUCACACGGACCGCAAUAGCACGAACACCAAUGUGCAACAUGUAAACAUACGCGGGAAACUUCGGCGUGAACACCACUAUCAGACGACAUAGUUAGAGAAAAACUGUGUCAUAUUGUGAGUCAUGACAGACAUUUUGACACUAGUGUUCAGGACUUUUCUGUCCCACACGGAGGGAAGGAAGGACCUCGCAGUCGCUCCUCCAGCAGCGACAACCUGCGGCACACUGCUGGUCGGAGACCCCGGGAUCAGCCGCUCUGUGCUGCUGCUGGCGGCCGUCACAGCUGCCUCGGAGAUGGGAAUGAAAGUGAUCUUCUUCACUCAAACACAAAUCCAAAGCCUUCCAGUGUGUCUGCAGAAGUGUGUUCCCAGCCUGAGCCCAGAGAGUCUAAAGAAAAUCAAGUUUUCCUAUCCUAGAACAGUGGACGAGCUGCUGCAGCAGGUAGCCAGCCUCCAUGAGUCCACCAACACAUCUCCCACACCGCCCUCGCUGAUCAUAGUUGACAGGCUGGAGGGCUACCUGUGUGGUCCUGAAGGUGGCACCCACAGUGGAGUUCACCCAGGAGAACAGUCCUGUGCCGCACACCUGUCUGCACUGCUGUGUGACAGUGCUGCCUUUCUCACACAGCUUCUGAAACAACGUUCCUCAAGCUCGGCCCCUUGCCGUCUCAUCGCCUCUUUCCAGUCAGAAGUGGACGCUGGGCACUCCAGUGGGGAGGCCUCCGGCACAGAUUCCAUCCUUGAUGUUCUUGAUCGCUAUUUCCAGGUACGCUGCACUCUGGACCGAGACAGGAGCUACGAAGCUGCAGCAGCUGGACUACAGGAGGUGUGGCACAUUUACCUUUCUGGGACAGGCAUUACAGAGGCUUGUAGUACCAAAGACUGUGAGGACAGGCGAGAUGUAGCCCAAGAGUGGCAGCUGUUAAUUUUUCCUGAUGGUUUAAUGGAGUUUAAGUUGGUUUGAAAACGUCUGUAUCAAAGACUUUAGCAGUCGGAACAAGAACAAGCUUUCACCAAAGCUUGUUGCCUUAUCACUGAUGCAGCAUGAUGUCAUCUGCUGCUCACCCUUUCAGAUAUCAGUUAACAGGACAGCAGUGGUUGUAGAUGUACAACAUUUAUUGAGUUGAAAUUUUAAAUGGCAUAAAACUUUGUCAAACACAUGAAUGAAAUCUUACACAAUGAAAAACUGUACAUAGAAAUUGAGGGACUAUUGAGUAGUGGUUACCAACUUUUUUUUGUUCAAGCCCCUUUAAAAAAAAAAAAAGGGAUCUCUCAAUACAUUGUACGUUAAAAUAAACAUAUAUUUUGCACAUAGCACAUUAAUUUCUUUCUUAGCCCCAUUUUGCAACCCUUUCAAUUUUAUCUUGCAUCCCUUGGAUGGGUCCUGUCCCUCAGGUUGGAAACACUGAAGCAAUUAACAUGUGAGAAAUUGGACUCAAGUGGCUGAUAUCACAGUUAAAGUAUUUUACAAAUCAGAAACAAUGUGUCAAAUAUAUAUUUUGAAAAAUAAACAAUAUCAUUGUCGAUUCAAAUAUUGUUUCUAAAAAAUGAAAAAAAAA